Papilio polytes (common Mormon) is the source of this 912-nucleotide messenger RNA. RefSeq names its product enoyl-CoA delta isomerase 1, mitochondrial-like. The record is from RefSeq and is a predicted model, not a curated record. Gene Ontology annotation, biological process: fatty acid beta-oxidation. Gene Ontology annotation, molecular function: enoyl-CoA hydratase activity. The transcript is spliced from 5 exons. The coding region runs from base 40 to 906 and encodes 288 amino acids. Lineage: Eukaryota; Metazoa; Arthropoda; Insecta; Lepidoptera; Papilionidae. Gene Ontology annotation, cellular component: mitochondrion.
AACAGCAACGUAUUAAAUAUUUCAUAAAUGUGAGGAUCAAUGGCUUCAACAUCAAAGAUGCAUUUAUUUGGUAGAGUUAUAAAGAAUACAAAAUGGUCGGCAGUUUCAAGGUCAUUUACUUCACAAACAUCGUUCAUAGAUUUGACAGUGGACAAAGAAGGUAUUGCUACAUUCACCAUGCAACGUCCACCAGCAAAUACUUUCAAUAUGGAAUAUCUACAUGAAAUAAUAAAAACGAUUGACGAUCUGUCGAAACAGCGGGUUAAAGGCAUUGUUUUAACUUCUGCAAUACCUAAUAUAUUUUCCGCUGGCCUGGAUAUAAAAGAGCUUUAUAAUCCAGAUUUACAGAGACUAGAAAACUUUUAUAUAGCUGUUCAGGAUGUCUUAUUAAAAUUUCUCGAAUUAGACUUCGCCGCCGCUGCCGCUAUAAACGGGCACACGCCUGCAGCUGGUUGCCUUCUCUCUCUAGCGUGCGAGUACCGUGCGAUGGUGAACGGUAAUUAUAAAAUAGGUUUAAACGAGACAGCUUUAGGUAUUAUAACCACGCCGUGGAUGCAAGCGGUGAUGUACCAGGUUAUACAGAAAAAAGACGCGGAAAGAGCGUUGACUACUGCCAAGAUGUUUAACGUGGAUGAAGCGUUACAGGUCGGUCUCAUCGAUGAAAUAGCAUUAGACAAGGAAGAUGCUAUAAACAGAUGCAAACAGUACAUCAAGAAAUUUGAUAAAAUUCCUCAACAGGCGAGAGCUUUGACGAAACAACGAAUACGACGAACACCAAUUAAAAUAUUAAGAGAACAACGUGAAGAGGAUCUUAGGAUGUUCUUAGAUAUAGUCAUGACCCAAUCAGUGCAAGAUAAUCUGAGAGAUUAUUUUGAAAAUCUUAAAAACAAAAAAGUGAAUAAAUAAACCGAA